AUGAAAAGCCCACUGGCAAGUUCAAUUACAAGCUCAGUGGCAAGCUCAGCUGCAACCGCAGUGCCAAGCGGAAGGACAAGCUCACUGGCAAGUUCAAUAACAAGUUCAGUGACAAGCUCAGCUGCAGCCACAGUGGCAAGCUCCAUGAAAAGCUCACUGGCAAGUUCAAUUACAAGCGCCGAUGCAACCGCAGUACCAAGCUCAAUGGCAAGUUCAAUUACAAGUUCAGUGACAAGCUCAGCUGUAACCGCAGUGGCAACCUCAGCUGCAACCAAAGUGGCAAGCUCAGCUGCAACCGAAGUGGCAAGCUCAGCUGUAACCGAAGUGGCAAGCUCACUGGCAAGUUCAAUUACAAGCUCAGUGAAAAGCUCAGCUGCAACCGCAGUGGAAACAUCAGCUGCAACCGCAGUGGCAAGCUCACUGGCAAGUUCAAUUACAAGCUCAGUGAAAAGCUCAGCUGCAACCGCAGUGGCAAGCUCGGCUGCAACCGAAGUGACAAGCUCAGCUGCAACCGCAGUGGCAAGCUCAAUGGUGACCUCAGUGGCGAAUUCAGUGGCAAGCUCACUGACAAGCUCAGUUGCAACCUUUGUGACUAGCCCGGUGGCAACUUCAGUGACAGGUCCAACAGUAAGCACCGCGACAACCUCAGUGACAAGCUCAGCUGUCACCGUGGCGGCAAGCUCGACGGUAGAAUCAACGACAAGCGUCCCAUUCGCCCAAUGGAACUCUACUGGAAACAUGACAACCGCGCGGACAUCUCAUACUGCAACCCUGCUCAGUUCCGGCAAAGUGCUUGUGGCUGCUGGUUUUGGCACGUCAAAUGUUCUUGCUAGUUCAGAAUUAUACGAUCCAUCAACGGGGCAGUGGAACUCUACUGGAACCAUGGCAACCGCGCGGACAUAUCAUACUGCAACCCUGCUCAGUUCCGGCAAAGUGCUUGUGGCUGCUGGUUAUGGCACGUCAAAUGCUCUUGGUAGUUCCGAACUAUAUGAUCCAUCAACAGGGCAGUGGAACUCUACUGGAAACAUGGCAACCGCGCGGACAUAUCAUACUGCAACCCUGCUCAGUUCCGGCAAAGUUCUUGUGGCUGCUGGUAAUGGCAUCUCGUACAAUGGUCAUACUAGUUCUGAAUAA
Messenger RNA from Didymodactylos carnosus, 1134 nucleotides. The record is from the annotation of a GenBank genome assembly. Lineage: Eukaryota; Metazoa; Rotifera; Eurotatoria; Philodinida; Philodinidae.